Coniophora puteana RWD-64-598 SS2 is the source of this 2624-nucleotide messenger RNA. RefSeq names its product ARM repeat-containing protein. Lineage: Eukaryota; Fungi; Basidiomycota; Agaricomycetes; Boletales; Coniophoraceae. The transcript is spliced from 13 exons. The record is from RefSeq and is a predicted model, not a curated record. Gene Ontology annotation, cellular component: GID complex. Gene Ontology annotation, biological process: proteasome-mediated ubiquitin-dependent protein catabolic process. Bases 73 to 2337 code for a protein of 754 amino acids. Gene Ontology annotation, molecular function: protein binding.
CGCUGCACACGCUACCCCGCAGUGCGAACAACCACGGUGCUGCAAGAAACCGAACACUACGGACCGCCCAUAAUGACAGUCAGAGUCAUCACGACAGCGGCGCUCAAACGCAUGAAGAACGGCGUCAUUGGCAACCCAUCAGCCAAGCUCGCCAUGUCUCGCGACACCGCGUUUAUCCACUCACUGGUAGGCUGCCUAAACUACCCACCGUCAUCAUAUGGAGAAGCUCAGGGGUCGCAAGACGACAUCCGUGUCGAGGCAGCACACGUCAUAUCAUCCAUAGCCUACGGCUCCGAAGACGCACUUAGAAGUCUGCUCCGUGCAAAUGCACCUCGAGCGUUCCUGAAAGCCCUUGCGGAUCUCGAGCCUGGCGAUUCAACUACACUCAAGUCAGCGCUUGCGAGGGGUUUGAGGGUGUUAUCUUCGUCAGUCGCAGUGGUGGUUGGACCUUCGCAAGUCGGGAUGACGACGUGGUCGUCCGACAUACGUGCAGAAUCGGAGGUGGCUCUGAACUACCUGCUUGAUUUCGAUUGCCUAGACAUCUACCUCCCCCUUCUCACCGACAAGUCCACUCAAACUGUAACGGCUAUUGCCCAGCUCAUCGGUGCUGUCGUGCGCUGCGAUGCUCAUCGAACCCUCGUCACAGAUUGGCUACCACCAGCUGAGCGACUGAAGGAGGUGAAGGGAAAGAGAGGCUGGGAGAGGUCGGAUAUCCUGCACUCUACUGGACCUGCUCGUCAGGGCGGAUGGGUCGUGCGACACCUCAUAGCGUUGGUCAACGGGCGAGACACAAAGCUGCAAGAAGCUGCACUGGGGGCUAUCGCAGCGCUUGCUCAGGGGAAUCCGACGGUUGCAACCGCUUUGACAGGUGGACACUCCGAGCGAGCCCGAGAUCCUUCCGCACCGUUCUCAGCAAUCGUUGCCCUCACCAAGAGUCGUUCUGUCAGCGUCCAGCUGGCAGCGUCGCUAUGCACGGCACACGUGGUACGAGCGAGUGCUAUCAACCAUCCCGAGGCAUUCGACCAUGCCUCCGCUCUCAGCGUUAUGCACGUCGUGAAUCGCCUACUGGGUCCUAGCAACGAGAAGCCUCUAGAUCGUGUCAAAGCGUGUUACACCCUGUACUACCUUGUAAGCGAUCACAAGGAGCUCUGCCGAGAAGCCGUCGAGCGCGGAACCCUCGACCGCCUCGCCGCCCUCGUCAAGUCCAUAACGCCCCUCGACAGGGACCCCGACUUGGAGGAGGACGAGCCUGAGAGCACGGUCAUGCUCCGCGAGGCCUGUUUCCAAGCCAUCGCUACCCUGGCGCUGCACGAGAACGCGCACCGGUGCGACAUCGCAGACAAACACUCGCUUGUGCCCUUCAUCCGCGCCUCGCUGACGCAUGAGAAUGUCGGCGUGCGGUACGCCGCGUGCCAGUGUGUCCGCACGCUGUCUCGCGCAGUGUCCAUCAUUCGUACAACGUUAGACGAUUCGGGGUUGGCUAUGGCACUCUUCGAGGUGUUCAAGAAAGAAGGCGAAGAUAUGCGCGUGACGCAUGUUGCGUUGCUCGCGAUGUGUAACCUGGUCAUCGAGUUUUCCCCACUGCAGCCUCAAAUGAUGAAGCAAGGGCUGUUAGAGCGUAUAACCCAGUUACUGAGAAAGGAGACGCAGUCGCAGAUACGCCUGAACGCGUUGUGGCUUUUACGAAAUCUACUGCACAAGAGCACAGAAGCAACAAAGGAUGAGGCGAUGGACACUCUUGGCUGGGAUCAAUUGCUUAGGUUCGCUACGGACCCGGACGUUGAGAUUCAGGAGCAGGCCAUCGCGAUCCUCAACAACCUUGUAGCAGACGAAGCCGGCUGCGACCUGCUGUUUGACAACAUUGACGCCGACGAUCUCGUAGACUGUCUUAUUUGCGGUUUGGACUCCGAGAAUGAGGACGUCACGCGGCAGACUGCCCACCUGCUCGGCAACCUCGCCAACGCUCCGCCAGCGCAUCAAGACACCAUCUUCUCGCGGUACACCAUCCUCAACGCGAUCCACCAGUGCCUCACCGACACCAAACCCGACACCCGCGUGCCCCUCCUCUCCUGUGUACAGCAGCUCCUGCUCUCCACCUCCGUCUCGCGACGGCGCACCGAGCUCGCAGAAGCCGGACUGAUUGGCACCCUGCGCCACCUCGCGGACCUUGGCACGGCGCACGGUAUCGGGGCUAUGCCAGGCGGAAUGAACGUCAGUAUGAGCCCGGGUGGACGGUUUGCUGGGCACGCGCAUCUGAGGCUUGAGGACGAGCGGGAGGUGUCGAUACUUGCGAGGACGAUAUUGGAUAUUUUGGAGCUUCCUGGGGAAUAUCGGUGACAAUAUUGAUGAUUGGUUUUCUUCGUAUAUGCGUAGUAGUUGGUUUGCUGUUUUAUAGGGAUGACUGGGCUAAACUGUCACGCUUGAUUGAUAUGUUGUGGAUCGUAUAUCUCAGUAUAACCUUAGAUACUUAACAUCGGUGGUCCUAUAGUACCUUCUGUGCAUGUCUUGUACUUUGUGCCCUUCCGCGGCGGCGUCUCGCCUUGCUUCUCUCUCCUCCACUCACUAGGGCCUUGAUACGUUACCCAGUCCACAUUGUAUGGUCACAAUGUUUGUCAAGUUAAAAU